AUGCCGAUACCUACACGGCGGCUGUCUCGCCCAGGCUUCUACAUCGAGCUCGUCCUCCCACCCGCCCUCCUCGCCUACUUUGCUUGGGCGUGGCGCGUCUGCACCGGUCCAUUCCUCGCCACAUACAUUUCGGACGGACUGGGAUACCCCAGGAUAGCGGUCGUUUACCGCAUCGUCGCCGCUGUACUAAUCGCGACGAUCAGCACCAUCUUCCUCCGGCUCUACUUCCUCCCCUCGCGCUUCGCGACCCCACCACCCUCCCCUCCGCCGGAGAUCUCUAACCUUACCACCAUCUUCGAAGUGCCGCCGCCCGCGAGUGCAUACCUCGUUCCGCACGAUGACGAGCGCCUCAUCAACCACUGCCAUUCCGGCAGCUGCAACGGACGCUGGAAGCCGCCCCGUGCGCGGCACUGCUCCGAGUGCGGCCGCUGCCGCCUCGGGUUCGACCAUCACUGCCUCUUCGUGCGUCCGCUCUCACCAGUGCUGACUCAGGUCGCGAACUGCAUCUCGGCGCCCGCCCUCCCAGCCUUCACCGCGCUUCUGCUCAUCACGCCGCCUGCCGUGCUCUUCCUCGCGGGGCCCCUCCUCCGCCCCGUGAUCUACGGCGCCCGCCUCGCGUGGCGCGCAACGGCCACCAACCCCCGCGUCCAGGCAUAUUGGGGGUGGGGAUGGAGCUGGGUCGUCCCCGCCGGCCCUGUGGCGCGGUACGCCGUCGGCUUGCUGCUCGCGUGGGCCGACCUCCCUCCGCCUUCGGACCGCAGCGACGCAAUGUGGCGCGUCGACAUCGGCAUCCUUUGGGCCGUGGGCAACCUUCUCGCCCUCAUCACUGCCGCACUGGCGAUUUGGCAAGUCAAGCAGAUGUUCACAGGCACGCUAGGCAACGACAUGAUGCGCGCGCGCGCGUAUGCCAAAGCCGCGGACGACGUGCGCGCCGCCCGCGCCAGGGGAGCGGAGGAUGGCGACGCCUUAGCUGCCAUGAGGAGAUUCGCGCCUGACAAGUGGUUCUUCGUCCCCCUUCAGCAUGAGACGUACGCUGGCGCCGUCAUCCCCGCCCUGGGGGAGCCGUACGACCUCGGAUCGCGCGCCAACUUCGACCUUCUCGUCGGCCGGGGGCGGGGUUGGCGUUGGAUCCUGCCGUGGAACUGCUUGCGGUCAGGGAUGAGUACCACCGAGGCGUCAGUAUGGCCCAUCAGCGACAGCGUCAAAGCUCGCCUGAAAAGCGAUGCGACGGAGCUGUUGGAACAGUCUGAGACACUAUAG
Molecule: messenger RNA, 1260 nt
Organism: Cutaneotrichosporon oleaginosum
Lineage: Eukaryota; Fungi; Basidiomycota; Tremellomycetes; Trichosporonales; Trichosporonaceae
Biological process (GO): protein targeting to membrane; peptidyl-L-cysteine S-palmitoylation
Cellular component (GO): endoplasmic reticulum; Golgi apparatus
Molecular function (GO): protein-cysteine S-palmitoyltransferase activity
Source: RefSeq, a predicted model, not a curated record